CAUUUCUGACUCAUGCCACAACGUAAAACCAGACACCUUGAGUAAUGCAGAAGAGGGUUGGAUGAAACAUCCUCUUUGUGCCGUUUUUACUUUGAAGACUUGAUAGGGAUAAAAUUUGACAGUUUAUAGGAGUGAGCGAACUCCUUCGAGAGAGGCUGAACAAAGAAGGAGGGAUUACCGAUUUUUCCCCAUUUCUUCAUCUUUCCAUUUAGUUCCAGUGUCUCUUUGGGUAUUAGUGGAAGAAAAAAUUAAGUUUUUAACAAGAUGUUGACCGAUUGGUAUUAUUAUCCUAGGCGGCCUUCGUUUGACAACAGGACCAUGGCAGAACGAUGUCCACGAUGCCAGAACAUGGUGUACUUCGCUGAGGAAGUGAAAGCCCUGGGAAAGAAAUGGCACAAGCUCUGUUUUAAGUGUGGAAACUGCAACAAACUGUUGGACAGCACAACAUGCACAGAACACAAUGGCGAUGCGUUUUGUAAAUCUUGCUAUGGAAAACUUUAUGGACCCAAGGGGUACGGAUUUGCAGGGGGAUCUUCAGGCUUAUCUAUGGACACUGGAAACCCUCAUCAGCAAACUCGAAGCAAUGUUUCUCAUUACUCUGAGGCACAAGGUGCCCCUUUGGUGAAUCAAGGGAAGCCGAAGUGGGGAGGGACGGAUGGAUGCCCCAGGUGUGGAAAGCCGGUGUAUUUUGCUGAAGAGAUGAGAGCUUUAGGGAAGAAAUUUCACAAAUUGUGUUUAGCUUGUGCGAAGUGCAACAAACUGCUAGAUAGUACAACCUGUAAUGACCACGAUGGAGAAAUCUUCUGUAAAGCGUGCUAUAGCAAGAGUUUUGGACCCAAAGGGUACGGGUUUGCUGGGGGAGCUUCAGGGCUAUCUAUGGAUACAGGGCGCCGAAAUGAAAUCACCACUGGAAAUGUCUCUCACCUGGCCCAAGCCCAAGCAGCCCCAUUAAUGAAUGGUGGUGGAUCUGGUCGUUUCGGUGGCGGAGACUGCUGCCCUAGGUGUGGGAAGCAGGUUUAUUUUGCUGAGGAGGUCCGAGCCAUGGGCAAGAAGUACCACAAACUGUGUCUAAGAUGUGCUAAUUGUAACAAGGGACUAGACAGUACGAAUUGUACGGACCAUAACGAUGAGGUAUUUUGUAAGACCUGCCACGGAAAACUUUUUGGACCAAAAGGAUACGGAUUUGCUGCUGGGGCUUCAGGACUUUCUAUGGAUACUGGGAACCCGCACCAAGUGACCAAAGAGAAUGUCUCGUCUUAUGCUGUGGCCCAGGCAGCGCCAUUACUGGAGAAUGAGAACAGGAAGUCAGGGGGUUAUGGGUCAUCAGACAUUUGUGGAAGGUGCAACCAGGCCGUGUAUUUUGCUGAGAAAAUCAUGGCAGGGGGUGGCAUCUAUCACAAAGCCUGUUUUAAUUGCACAGCCUGCAGUAAGAAACUAGACUCCACCACAGUAACUCAGGCAGAGGGAGACAUUUUCUGUAAAUCUUGUUAUGGAAAACAUUUUGGACCAAAAGGUUUUGGAUUUGGACAAACUUUACAACACACAGGCUGAGUGAUGUACAGAGAUGGAUCUAAGUGUUACACAGGUGGAUCCAGGUUUUUAGUCAGACUGACCUUUAUCGGAGAAUGCCUAGCGACUUUAGGCAUUAUUUUCUGUGUUAAGGUUAAUAUGUUGUUGGUUACUGGUGUUGACGUCAACAUUUCCAAUUACAUACAUGUAUAUGUAUUGUAACAUCAAAAAGGUGAUCAUUCUUUGUUAGUUAUUUGUUUACUGUAUACAGGGUUAUUUUCGCCCCGUGUUAUUUUCGCCCUUUUGCACUUGCAAACACUUGCCCCGUUUUAAAUUCGCCCUG
This is a messenger RNA of Saccostrea cuccullata (small rock oyster), 1852 nucleotides long. RefSeq names its product muscle LIM protein Mlp84B-like. Gene Ontology annotation, molecular function: structural constituent of muscle; actinin binding. NCBI's taxonomy places the organism in Eukaryota, Metazoa, Mollusca, Bivalvia, Ostreida, Ostreidae. Gene Ontology annotation, cellular component: cytoplasm; nucleus; Z disc. Gene Ontology annotation, biological process: muscle tissue development; sarcomere organization. The transcript is spliced from 9 exons. The coding region runs from base 265 to 1551 and encodes 428 amino acids. The record is from RefSeq and is a predicted model, not a curated record.